Diprion similis is the source of this 3623-nucleotide messenger RNA. It is a transcript of the gene Hr4, whose product is annotated as hormone receptor 4. The record is from RefSeq and is a predicted model, not a curated record. Gene Ontology annotation, biological process: regulation of DNA-templated transcription. Bases 695 to 3487 code for a protein of 930 amino acids. Gene Ontology annotation, molecular function: DNA-binding transcription factor activity; sequence-specific DNA binding; zinc ion binding. The transcript has 11 exons. Lineage: Eukaryota; Metazoa; Arthropoda; Insecta; Hymenoptera; Diprionidae.
UAUUCAUCGCCGACUGCUACCAAGAUCACCGGAGGUCGUCAAGCAGCGGGUAGUUGGCGUCGGAAUCACCCUGAGCCGUUUAUCGGUCUGCAGAACAGGUGACGUCGCAGCGCUUUGCUGGCGAUCUCUUCGCCUGUGCCAAGUCGUCGCUUGAGUUUUGUGCGAGACUUUAUCGAGAGUGGAAGCCACACCUGCUGAGGCCAGACGCUCCGGCAUUUAUCGCGCGAAGAACUUUCCCCGGUGAUUAAUUGUCGCACGCUUACCGCAGAAGUCACCUACUUGUUAUUUCGUUUCGUACCUUCUAAUCAACGUACACAUCGCGGAACUCAGUGACCGGAUAUGUUUAAGUUAUAUACGCCUUAUUCUCGCAGUGUGGAUAUGAAAAUGAGGAAAAGUGACAAAGUAAAUGCGAUAUUGUGGAAUAAUUUUAUCGCCGGGUUGAUGUUUAUUUGGAAAACUUUAUUCAACAUUAGACGAACGUGUUUCGAAGGUCUUUGUAAUAUAGGACAGAAACGACUGUCUUAAACGUGUCGAUGUAUAAUGAUGUGGUGAAGAGUGGCGCGUAGAACGCUUUUUAACUUAUAAUACCGGAGUGCUGGUAAUAAAUAUCGUUUAAUCAAGAAAAACGGAGUAAAAAAUGAACUAAAGAAAGAAAAAAAAACCAAUGGAUUUAUUUGGAUAAAGGUGUCUUAAAAUGUGUGCAAAGAUGAGCGUCCUCCAAGGCAGACAUUUAGGAAUUAUGACCCUUACGAGCAGCCCGUGUGAGCUAGACAACAUGAGCUUGUUUCAAGACCUCAAGUUGAAAAGGAGAAAGGUUGAUUCCAGAUGCAGUAGUGAUGGGGAAAGCGCAGCUGACACGUCGACUUCGUCGCCAGACAAUAUGCCAGGCUCGCCGGGCUGUCCAGUGGUUAAAGUGAAGACGGAAUGCAUUCGUAGCAGCCCGAGUCCCGGGACUCCCCGGGAUACUCGGGAUCUACGAGACCUGAGGGGUACGGACACGAGGGAGGUGACGACGGACCGCGCCUCGCCCGACUCCGUCUUCCCCGAGGCGGCGAGCUCCAGGGGUGCUGAGGAGCGGUUUUGCACUCCGGCAGCUAGAGCGUCACCCGUAUCGCCGCUCCAAAGUCACACCAACGUGUUCACAAGCCCAACCCCGCGGGAAAUUCACCGCGGCGAAACCCCCGAUCGGGGUACGAAUAACCACUAUCUGGUGCAGCCCAAAGAAGAGUCGGACAACUCGGUCUUCGACGGCGGAGGCCGCGGGGAUGGAUCGAGCCACCCUAGUCACCGCACCCCUUCGCCGAGUGUCAAUCGGGUCGAGAGUCCGAGCCCUGGUACCGGCAAUCCUGGUGGUGGUGGACCCACCGGUGGCUGUGGUUCUGGUGCUAGUUCCGGUUCUGGUUCGAGUUUGUGUGCCAAUCAGCAGCCUGGACCCCGGCAACGGGCGCCAACGGUCCCUCCCCAUAUACUAGCCCACCAUCAAUUUUGGACCCAGAACCGUGGCGUUCAGGGCUACGACACAAGACUGCUAAACGGAGUGAUCAGCAGUGCUGUGAACUUCGGACAAAACUUAUCCAGCGCAACCGGUGCGUCGAACGAAGGAAUGAAACCACCUGCUCAAAGAGUCGCCCCAGCGACGCCGCGACCGGCCCCAACGGUGAUCAUGGGCGAGGUCGGCGGCGUUAGGACGAUGAUUUGGUCCGUGCCACCGUUGGAACCUACGCCAACUCCUACCGCCUCCUGGACAGCGACGACGGCCUCGAGCUCCACGUCAGAGGAGUCGGCGGCUCACGUCCUUCUGAACCUCAGGUCGGAACCGAGGGGGAAACCUCCGGGCACGUCGCAAGCCUUCGGACCCCCGCUGAACAUGGAACGGCUCUGGGCCGGCGAUCUCUCUCAACUCCCCGCGGCGCAGCAGAUUCAAGCACUCAACCUUACCGCGAGUUCCAGCCAGCCUUGGUCGAGAAAUGGUAACAUGGUCACGACGGAGGCACCCUCGCAAACCCCAUCGGCGCCGUCUCUUCAGCCUCAGGAACACGAGGAGGAGGAACAGCCGAUGAUCUGCAUGAUCUGCGAGGACAAAGCGACGGGACUUCAUUACGGCAUCAUUACGUGCGAGGGAUGCAAGGGUUUCUUCAAGAGGACCGUUCAGAAUCGGAGAGUAUACACCUGCGUCGCCGAAGGCAUUUGUGAAAUCACGAAAGCCCAACGGAAUCGGUGUCAAUACUGUCGGUUCAAAAAGUGCAUCGAACAGGGUAUGGUACUCCAAGCGGUUCGCGAGGACAGAAUGCCGGGCGGUCGUAACUCCGGAGCUGUCUACAACCUCUACAAGGUGAAGUACAAGAAACACAAGAAGACGAACAAGGGGAUGAACGUCGGCGUUGGUCUUGGCGGUACGGGCGGGAUGAAUGGUUCCGGGUCUUUGAAUGCGACCAAGGGUACAAUGGCGCCGACGAUGCUGGAGAAACACAUACAGGCUGCCGCGGCAGCGGCGCAGCAUAAUCAGCAACACGCGCAGUUGGCCGGGGCCCUUAUGCAGCAUCACAAAGGCUCAUCCGGUCCAGAAUCACAGAAUAGCUCUCAGCAGCCUGCCUCUGGGCAUCAGAGUGUUCAAGGUCAUCAGGGGCACGCCGGUCACCUCGUCAAUGGUACCAUUCUUAAGACUGCUCUCACCAAUCCUUCCGAGGUUGUACAUUUACGACAAAGGUUAGACAAUGCAGUGAGCAGUUCAAGGGAUAGGGCAUUCCCUUUGGACGCAACGCUCGCAAUGAUUCAAACCCUUAUAGACUGUGACGAGUUCCAAGACAUUGCCACGUUAAGGAACUUGGAUGAACUACUGGAUCAUAAGUCAGACUUAAGUGAAAAGUUGUGUCAGAUAGGAGACAGUAUAGUGUAUAAAUUGGUGCAGUGGACCAAGAGGUUACCCUUUUACCUUGAGCUGCCUGUUGAAGUGCAUACGAGGCUGCUCACCCACAAGUGGCAUGAAUUGCUGGUGCUCACCACCUCUGCUUAUCAAGCGAUUCACGGGCAACAGAAAUGGACUGGCGUCGGUAGCGACGGCACGAGUGCAGAUUUUACGGAAGAGGUUUCGAAUAACUUAUGUACUCUGCAAACGUGUCUCACAAGUAUGAUGGGAAGGCCAAUAACCAUGGACCAAUUGCGACAAGACGUGGGACUGAUGGUAGAAAAAAUUACGUACGUGACGCUCAUGUUUCGACAGGUGAAAUUAAGAAUGGAGGAAUAUGUGUGUCUAAAAGUCAUCACCAUGUUAUCUCAAGCACGAGAUGGUACAUUGGAAUUGGAACAGAUCCAAGAGCGGUAUAUGAGCUGCUUACGCAGUUUUGUGGAACACAGUGCACCUCAGCAGCCAGGUCGCUUCCAUGAUCUUCUCGUCAGAUUGCCCGAAGUACAAUCAGCGGCAGCUCUACUACUCGAGAGCAAAAUGUUCUACGUUCCUUUCCUAUUGAACUCAGCAAUUCAAAGAUAGUAAAUAAAUGAAUACCUAAACAAACAAAUAGACUUACGAAAUGAAAGCUUUGUUUGUGUAUAUAUAAUAACUAUAUAAUAUAAAUGUGUGUGUUCGUUGCGUUGUACAAAACUAAAACUAAAAAACAAAAAACAAA